This is a messenger RNA of Priapulus caudatus, 1988 nucleotides long. Its product is annotated as potassium voltage-gated channel subfamily A member 1-like. The record is from RefSeq and is a predicted model, not a curated record. Gene Ontology annotation, molecular function: delayed rectifier potassium channel activity. Gene Ontology annotation, biological process: protein homooligomerization; potassium ion transmembrane transport. Gene Ontology annotation, cellular component: voltage-gated potassium channel complex; membrane. NCBI's taxonomy places the organism in Eukaryota, Metazoa, Priapulida, Priapulimorpha, Priapulimorphida, Priapulidae.
AUGCGCAAAGCAUGGUGCGGAAAAACGAAGAAGGAAUUACUACAAACAGUUGCUAUAUCUAAUUGUAUACCUAUUUGUGUAAUCUCGGGCAGGUUUGAGACUACGUUAUUGACGCUGAAAACCCACCCAUCGACGCUACUGGGCGAUGAUCGAAAACGUCUGAAGGCCUACUUUAACCACACAAAGCAAGAAUACUUUUUCAAUCGAAACAGACCAAGCUUCGAUGCAAUUCUCUACUACUACCAGAGCUUUCAGUGGCAUCCCGAAAUGGGCGGGCGAUUAAUUAGACCCAGCAACGUGCCAGUUGACGUAUUUGCAGAAGAAAUAAUUUUUUUCCAAUUGGGCGAACAUGUUUACGAAAGAUUUCGUGAGGAGGAAGGCUUCAUAAAAGAAGAAACGCCACCAAUGCCGCAGAGUCACGUUCAAAAGACCUUAUGGCGUUUGUUUGAGUACCCCGAGACGUCGAUGGCGGCUACAAUAAUAGCAAUCGUGUCUGUGAUUUUCAUAUUAACGUCAAUCGCAGCAUUUAUCAUAGAAACGUGGCCACCAUUCCCGGAAAAAUACAAAGAUAACACCGUUUUGGCUGACAACCCAUUCUUUAUCGUGGAAUCCACUUGCAUUGCCUGGUUUACAGUUGAAUUCAUAGUUAGAUUCAUCUGCUCUCCGUUUAAGUUGCCGUUUUUGUUUAGUUUUCUUAAUAUCGUCGACAUUGUUGCCAUUGUUCCGUAUUAUAUCACCGUGUUUCUUUGGGCAGUCGCAGACGGCUCUUCGAACCAAGCUUCCAAUCUCGCAAUCUUACGGGUGUUCCGUCUUAUUCGUGUCUUUCGCGUGUUGAAAUUAUCAAGGCAUGCCUCCGGCCUCCAGGUUCUUGGCAAGACCAUAAGUUCUAGUGUCAAAGAGUUAGCCAUGCUCACAUUCAUUUCAUACUCUAUCAGCGUUAUUCUCUAUGGAGCUGCCAUCUACUUCGCCGAGCAUGAAGAGAAUGAAGAGAUGUUUGCCAGUAUCCCACAUUCUUUCUGGUGGGCACUAAUCACCAUGACAACUGUAGGCUACGGCGACGCGUAUCCGAUCACUGGCUGGGGUAAGCUGGUGGGUGCACUAUGUGCAAUUACUGGCGUGUUGAGUAUUGCUUUACCCGUACCCGUGAUCGUAUCCAACUUCAGCUACUACUAUCACAGAGAAAAAGACCAAACUGUAUACGCGGACUAUCUGUUUACUGACGACAAAACGGUCACUGAGGACUCAGAUAAUAUCGGCUUUAUAAACGACCACUUGUGAUAGACUUUUACUGUGUUCCUAAUCGUUGCACUUGCAAUAACGCCAGCUCAUGCAUCUACCUCCACAUGAGCAUUAAGCAGUGGGUUCGUUUCGUUGUACUUGCUAUAAGUUUAGAAUUCUAGAUAUUUUAGAUUAAAAAAAAGAGUUUCAAAUGGAUACGCCCAAAAGUGUUAUCGCAACAAUAUGAAUUUAAAUAAUGUUUCAUUCUUUGAUUAAGGCUGGACAUGCAGUUACAUAUGCCAUGCAUGUAGCACAGUAUCGCUAUCUGUUGACUUAUUAAAAUUUAUUACUGUUACGUCAGCCAUGCAGUGCGCGGGGUAUAUAAUUAUGAAUGAAAGGCAUCGGUAUAUAUUUUUAAUGUCAUGUCACUGCGACAAGAAUGUGUUCUCUAUAUGACAGGAGUAGGAAAGGAGGCUUGUGCCUAGAAGCAUACUAUCAACGUCCGAGUACGGAUAUGCAUUUCACUACCCGUGUUGUUGUAUUACCACGUGCUAUUAAAUGCCUACAAAACAAUAAUACCCUAAAUGUUUUUGUUGUAUAUUGUAUAUACACGCAUCGACCGUCGGCGCUUGCAGCUGACUACCUGCACGUUACUACAUCGCUGUAUCACUACCUGCACGUUACUACAUCGCUGUCUCACUACCUGCACGUUACUACAUCGCUGUAUCACUACCUGCACGUUACUACAUCGCUGUAUCACUACCUGCACG